Polychytrium aggregatum is the source of this 669-nucleotide messenger RNA. RefSeq lists its product as uncharacterized. Lineage: Eukaryota; Fungi; Chytridiomycota; Chytridiomycetes; Polychytriales. Bases 1 to 669 code for a protein of 222 amino acids. The record is from RefSeq and is a predicted model, not a curated record. The transcript is spliced from 2 exons.
AUGGAAUCGCUCAAGCCCCACCAAAUCGCGUUUACGCUCUCCGGCACCGAACGCCCCUUGGUUGGCGAGUGGAUCAAGGUCGUCAAGGACUUUUUUGCGACUACCGCCGCGCAGGUUGCUGAUCCGCUCGUCUUCUUCUCCCAAAACUCCUUCACCAACGCGUCGGCAAGCAACCCAUGGGCUGUGCAAGUGUCCGCUCCAACAACUCCAGACAAUCGCUCCGGGGGCACAACCAACUUUCUCUCGGAGCUGGAGCCUGCAUCGGGACUAUCUCUGGUCGAGAUCCUCGAGUCGACUACUGUCCACUGCACCGUCCAGCUCAUCGCCGUCCUCGGUCACCACAUCGAGGCGGUCCGCCUUGGGGCGCUGCAGCUCCUCCUCCAGCUCGCCACCAUCUUUGACAAGAAGGUUGUUGACUCAAAGAAAAAGAUGGAUCGGAUUACGCUCUCCCUUCAAACAGACGACAAAGGGUAUCAUGUGCCCGUCCACGAGUUCUUCCACUACAUCGGACCGGCGCUCUCCAACAUGACCAUUGCUCUCGUUGCGUGUCUCGAAAUGUUCUACACCUGUCCGGACUGGACCGUGCGCGGCAUCUGCAUAACCGCCCUUGGCCGCAUCGUCUACGAGAACGAAAAGAUCUUUGUCGAGGAAGAUCACCAUAUCCUUUGA